This is a messenger RNA of Oryzias melastigma (Indian medaka), 1229 nucleotides long. It is a transcript of the gene ndufa10, whose product is annotated as NADH:ubiquinone oxidoreductase subunit A10. Gene Ontology annotation, cellular component: cytoplasm. The transcript is spliced from 10 exons. Bases 82 to 1149 code for a protein of 355 amino acids. Gene Ontology annotation, biological process: mitochondrial electron transport, NADH to ubiquinone. The record is from RefSeq and is a predicted model, not a curated record. Lineage: Eukaryota; Metazoa; Chordata; Actinopteri; Beloniformes; Adrianichthyidae.
GGGCUCCUGACAGGACCUUUGCGUGACGUCGCAGGGCCUCAGUGUUGUGGACUUCAGGUCACUGUUGGAGGACGCAGAACCAUGGCUCUUAGGGUGACCCGCCUGCUGCUCCCAGCGGGGGGUUUCGCUCUCGGAGCGGGGCGCGCCGUCCAGAAGGUAAAGCUUCACGUGAGCGCCGGGAGGCGUCUGGAGUACGGCUGGUGGGCGUACGCCCUGGGGGAGAGAACCACCCCCCGACUGAAGCAGUACAGCAAGAUCAUCUCGGUGGAUGGAAACCUGGCCUCUGGAAAAGGAGCGCUGGCCCAGAAACUGGCCGACAAGCUGGGGAUGCUCUACAUGCCUGAAGCCGACACCUUCUACCUGGACAAGAUGUCGGGAGACAAGGAGCCUCUGCCAGUCGACUACAACGGGAUGUGCAGUCUGGAGAAGUUCUACACGGAUCCCAAGGCGGCGGACGGGAACAGCUACCGGCUGCAGCUGUGGAUGUACAGCAUGAGGAUGCUGCAGUACGCAGACGCCAUCGAACACCUGCUGAGCACAGGUCAGGGUGUCAUCCUGGAGCGCUCCCCGUUCAGCGACAUGGUCUUCCUGGACGCCAUGUUCAAGCAGGGCUACAUCAGAAAAGAGUGCGUCCAGCACUACAACGAGAUCAAGGGCAUCAGCAUCUGCGAGUUCCUGCCGCCGCACCUCGUCAUCUACGUGGACUCACCGGCCGAGGAGGUGCAGAAGAAGCUCCGGCAGAGCGGGAAGCCUUACCUGCAGAACGUUCCUCUGGAGUACCUGAAGAGCAUCGAGGAGUCCUACAAGAAGUCUUUCCUUCCUGAAAUCAAAGAAAAAGCUGAGCUGCUGACGUACGACGCCACGGAAGUUCAGGACGUAGACAAGGUGGUGGAGGACAUCGAGUAUCUGAAGUUUGAGAAGGGGCCGUGGUUGGAGCAGGACGACGUCACCUAUCAUCACAUGAGGAUGCUUGCGGAGGACAAAUACAGAGUGGCCACGCUGAUGCACAUACCCAAGUUCCUGCCGGAGAUCACCAUCGGGGCGCACGACUUUGAUGAGAAAUACUACGCCUACAGAGCACUUCCUGGGAAGAAAUACGCACCGGGCUACAACGAAGACGUUGGAGACAAACUCAUCUGGUUCAAGUGAACGGAUGGUUUAUCUGGUCGCUCUGUUGUACAUCCUAAAUGUUCUAUAUGUGUUUAAAGAAUAAAUGUUGAUUUCAAAGA